Messenger RNA from Magnusiomyces paraingens, 2217 nucleotides. RefSeq lists its product as uncharacterized. Gene Ontology annotation, molecular function: long-chain fatty acid-CoA ligase activity. Bases 1 to 2217 code for a protein of 738 amino acids. NCBI's taxonomy places the organism in Eukaryota, Fungi, Ascomycota, Dipodascomycetes, Dipodascales, Dipodascaceae. Gene Ontology annotation, biological process: long-chain fatty acid metabolic process. Gene Ontology annotation, cellular component: endoplasmic reticulum; membrane. The record is from RefSeq and is a predicted model, not a curated record. The transcript has a single exon.
AUGGUUCUCUCUGGAACAACAUUUUCUUCAGCCGUUAGGUUUCUUCAAUAUGAAAAGGUCUAUGAUAAAUCCAUUGAUCCAAACGUUCCUCUUCUUGAACAGAAAAUAACCAGCUAUCAGUAUGUCGAAGGCGCACCCCAAUCGGUAAAACUUCCAAAUUCGCAAUCACCCGGAUAUUCCCAUGUAUUUCGCAAUGCCCACUCUCCAGAAAAGCUCAUCACAUCCCCCCACCCCAGCAUCAACACCGUUAAAGACUUCCUAGAAUCUACUGUCCAACUUUACCCAGACGCCCUUUCUUUGGGAGAACGCAAAUAUAGCCCAGAAACUAAAACAUGGUCCCAGUAUGAAUUUCAAACAUUUGCACAGAUCAAAGAACGGGUCAUCAAUCUAGCCUCCGGACUGGUUUCAGUGGUGGAAAGUCAAAUCCAUGGAGCACCCCAUCCCGACAAGGAACAAUACAAUGUAGGGUUUUACGGACCAAAUACUCGCAAUUGGUUUAUUGCUGACAUGGCCUGCGUCUAUUCCAAUAUCUGUAGCGUGGCCCUUUACGAUACCCUUGGCAAAGAUUCAAGCGAAUAUAUCAUCAAUCUAACUGAAAUGCCAGCCAUCUUUGUGUCUAUUGCUCACGUUCCCUUUUUGCUUUCAAUUAAAAGUCGACUACCACAUCUUAAGAUAAUCAUAUUGCUCAAUGAUUUUCACAACAUUGAAGGCUUACCUAAAAAUAUACAAAAAAUUGCCAACCGUGAAGAUCUUACUGCCAAAGCGAAAAAGGCAGGUGUUGUUCUUUAUGAUUUUUCUGAAGUUGAAAGUAUUGGAAAGAGGACUCCUAGAACAUUAAAAGGACCUUCUCCAGACGAUGUUUUUACUCUUAAUUUCACGUCUGGAACCACAGGUAAUCAUCCUAAAGGUGUGAUUUUAACACAUGGAAAUGUUGCCGCUGGAAUGACAAACUCUAUAUAUAAAGAUGCACUCUCUUCGACAGAUCAACAAUAUUAUUUAUCCUUUUUACCAUUAGCACAUAUAUAUGAACGUCUUAAUCUUCAUAUGUUUACUCUAAAGUGCUUUGCUGUCGGCUUUAUUCACGGUGAUGUUGUUACUUGUCUUUUCGAUGACAUUAAAGCUAUCAGACCCCAUUUUAUUUGCGGUGUGCCUAGAAUUUGGAACAAACUAGCAGCCCAGCUCCGAACAACAACGCUUGAAGCACCAGGAGACGUUGGAGAAAUUUCUCGCAAAGCAUACAGUGAAAAACUAAAAGUUCUUAAAAGUUCGGGAGAUGUUAGAAAUGAAUUAUGGGACCCGAUGUGGACCGAUAAAAUAAGACAACAAGUAGGGUUUGACCGCACAGCCACCAUUGCAAGCGGUGCAGCACCUCUUUCUAAAGACAACAUUGAUUUCCUUAUGUGUGCACUUGGCGUGGAUCUUCUACAAGGCUACGGGCUUACAGAAACGUGCAGUGGGUUUGCUGUCUCUAAAAGAGGCGACCUUGUUCAUGGAUCCAAUGGUCCUGUGGCUCCAAAUGCUGAGAUCAGGCUCAGGAGUUUACCAGAACUAGGUUACAGCGUUAAUGAUUCCCCAGAUCCACGCGGCGAAAUAAUGAUUAGAGGUCCGCAAGUGUUCCGAGGGUACUACAAAAACGAACAGGAAACACUUAAUAGUUUUGAUGCAGACGGGUGGUUCCAUACUGGCGACGUUGGUCGCAUCGAUUCGAUGGGGAGAAUAUUUAUUGUUGACCGCGUAAAGAAUAUGUUUAAGCUUGCACAAGGAGAAUACGUUGCACCGGAACGACUUGAAGCUCUUUACUCAUCAUCAUCGUCUCUCAUUUCGCAAAUCUUUUUAGAUGGGAACUCUCACGAAAGAUACCUUGUUGCAAUCAUUGGCGUAAACCCUGAACCAUUCUCCACUUUUCUUAAUCACCAUUUUGGGAUAUAUGUAAAUCCCAAAGACUUACCCGCAAUUAAAACCAAAUUUUCUAGAAAAGAUGUCCGUAAAGCAUUUUUAACCAAAAUUAAUGACGAAGCACGACAAGCGGGAGUUCAAGGUUUCGAAGUGCCUAAAAACUUAGCCUUGUUUUUGGAACCUUUGUCGUUUGAAAAUGGAACUUUGACACCUACAAUGAAGCUGCGUCGCAUUCCGGCACGCAAGUUUUAUGAAACAACCCUGAAGGAUCUUUAUAAAGAAGGUCCCCUGGAAGAAAACCCCCUUAGACAUUUACUGUAA